Messenger RNA from Tachyglossus aculeatus (Australian echidna), 3663 nucleotides. It is a transcript of the gene OTUD5, whose product is annotated as OTU deubiquitinase 5. The transcript has 9 exons. The record is from RefSeq and is a predicted model, not a curated record. Gene Ontology annotation, biological process: protein deubiquitination. Bases 639 to 2306 code for a protein of 555 amino acids. Gene Ontology annotation, molecular function: cysteine-type deubiquitinase activity; K63-linked deubiquitinase activity. NCBI's taxonomy places the organism in Eukaryota, Metazoa, Chordata, Mammalia, Monotremata, Tachyglossidae.
CUCCUCAUCCGGGGACUUUUUGGCCCUCCUGUUAGCCUCCCCAUCCGGGGCUUUUUGGCCCUCCUGUUUCAGCCUCUUCCUACGGGGCUGUUUGGCCCUCCUGUUUGUUAGCCUCCCCAUCCGGGGCUUUUUGGCCCUCCUGUUAGCCUCCCCAUCCGGGGCUGUUUGGCCCUCCUGUUGGCCUCCCCAUCCGGGGCUUUUUGGCCCUCCUGUUGGCCUCCUCAUCCGGGGCUUUUUGGCCCUCCUGUUAGCCUCCCCAUCCGGGGCUUUUUGGCCCUCCUGUUAGCCUCCCCAUCCGGGGCUUUUUGGCCCUCCUGUUAGCCUCCUCAUCCGGGACUUUUUGGCCCCCCGGUUAGCCUCCCCAUCCGGGGCUUUGCGGCCCUCCUGUUAGCCUCCCCAUCCGGGGCUUUUGGGCCCUGCUGUCAGCCUCCCCAUCCGGGUCUUUUCGGCCCUCCCGUUCGUUAGCCUCCUCAUCCGGGGCUUUUCGGCCCCGCCGUCCGUUGGCCUCCCCAUGCGGCGGGUCCGUUUGGGCGGCCCGCUGUAGCCUCCCCAUCCGGCCGUCAGCCCCCCCCAUCCGGGGCCCCGCCGCCGCCGCCGCCGUCGCCGUCCCCCCCGCCCCUCUCCGCGCUCCCGCGGCCAUGACCAUCCUCCCGAAGAAGAAGCCGCCCCCGCCGCCGGCGCCGGACACGGACCAGGCGUCGGAGGCGGCCCAGCCGUCGGGGCAGGCCCAGCGGCGCGGCGCGGGGGAGCGGGGCGGGGGAGACGCCCACCCGCGCGGCCCCGCGGGGGCCCGGCCCCGGGCCUCGCCGCCGCCGCCGCACCGCUGCUGGGCGCUCCCGGGGCCGCAGGCCGGGGCCCGGCCGCAGCAGGCCUCGCCGCCGCCCGGUUGCAGCGGGCAGGGCCAGGGGGACCCGGCCGGGGGGCCCGGGGGCAGCACCGGAGGACCUGCGGGAGGAGGAGGAGGAGGAGGUGGAGCCGGGGGCAACGGCGGAGGAGGAGGAGGAGGAGCCGCGGGGGGCGGCUGCUGCUCCGGCCCCGGUCACAGCAAGCGGCGGAGGCAGACCCCCGGACCCACCGGACCCGGCGGCCCCGGCGGCGGCCCCUCCACCAGCCCCGACCGCGACGAAGGCGGCGCCGGCUACAACAGCGAGGAUGAGUACGACACGGCCGCCGCACGCGUCGAAGCCAUGGACCCCGCCACCGUGGAGCAGCAGGAACACUGGUUUGAGAAGGCCCUGCGGGACAAGAAAGGUUUCAUCAUCAAGCAGAUGAAGGAAGACGGCGCCUGCUUGUUCCGAGCUGUCGCCGAUCAAGUGUACGGUGACCAGGAUAUGCACGAGGUCGUCCGGAAGCACUGCAUGGACUAUCUGAUGAAGAACGCCGACUACUUUUCCAACUACGUCACGGAAGACUUCACCACGUACAUCAACCGGAAGCGAAAAAACAACUGCCACGGCAACCACAUUGAGAUGCAGGCCAUGGCCGAGAUGUACAACCGGCCCGUGGAGGUGUAUCAGUACAGCACAGAGCCCAUCAACACGUUCCAUGGCAUCCAGCAGAAUGAGGACGAGCCAAUCCGGGUCAGCUACCACCGCAACAUCCACUACAAUUCGGUGGUGAAUCCCAACAAAGCCACGAUAGGGGUGGGACUAGGACUCCCCUCCUUCAAACCUGGGUUUGCCGAGCAGUCCCUGAUGAAGAACGCCAUCAAGACCUCAGAGGAGUCUUGGAUUGAGCAGCAGAUGCUGGAGGACAAGAAGCGAGCCACCGACUGGGAGGCCACCAAUGAGGCCAUCGAGGAGCAGGUGGCCCGCGAGUCCUACCUGCAGUGGCUCCGGGACCAGGAGAAGCAGGCCAGACAGCCCCGGAAAGCCAGUGCCACCUGCAGCUCGGCCACAGCCGCCGCCUCCAGCGGCCUGGAAGAGUGGACCAGUCGGUCCCCCCGGCAGCGCAGCUCAGCCUCGUCCCCCGAACACCCGGAACUGCACGGAGAACUGGGCACCAAGCCCCCCUCGCCGGGCACCGCCGCCGCCCUCGCCCUCACCAAGCCCCCCUCGCCCUGCGCCCCAGGUACGAGCAGUCAGUCGUCCGUGGGGGCCGACCGUGCCACCUCCCCCCUCGUGUCCCUGUACCCUGCCCUGGAGUGCCGGGCGCUCAUCCAGCAGAUGUCCCCCACCGCCUUUGGUCUGAACGACUGGGACGAUGACGAGAUCCUAGCCUCGGUGCUGGCCGUUUCCCAACAGGAAUACCUGGACAGUAUGAAGAAAAACACACUGCACAGAGACCCUCCCCCGGACAAGAGUUGAUAUCUAGUCAAGGAAGUCCUCCUCCUCCUCCUCCUCCUCCGCCCUCGACCCGUCCCUCCCGCGGCCCAGCCGGACCAGACGCACACGCACACAGCCCGAGGCCCGGCCCUGCCCCUGCCCCUCUAUCAUGCGCGCCCCCCUUGAUCUCCCCCGGCCUCCCGACGAUAAUUAUACUCUCCGUCCCCCCGUACUUCCUUGCUAGCCACAGCGGACUUACCUAGGUGCAUGUUUUGAUGAUGAUGAUGAUGAUGAGAAAGAGUGAGAGAGUGAGUGAGUGAGUGGGACAGUGUGAGUGUGUAUGUGUGGGUGUGAGAGAGAGAGAAUGAGAGAGAAGCCCCCGAGGUGAGCAAUCCCCAACAAUGUCAGUAAUUCUUGAUUCUCAAUUCAGAUUUUUGUUGCGGGGCAGGUGGGGCAGAAGGAAGAACUUCUUCCCCCUUCCCGCCUCCCUCGCCGCCAUCACUUCAGGGGCCACGAGGCCCCUGAGUGCCCCCGUCCCUGCCACUGAGGGCAUCCGAGCAUUCAAUUUUUUUUUUCCUUUGUUAAAAAUUAAUUUUGUCUUAUAAAAAAACAACAACCACCCAGUCCCAACGGAGAAGAGAUGGCUUCUCUCUGGACAGCGAAGGGGGUUGGAGGGAUGGGCGUAGCGGGACGGAGAGGGAAGGGGUUAGCCGCAGUUGGUGGGGUGGAGGGCGUAGAGAUCCACGGCGAGGGUGCCGGAAAGGGGUGAGAGGUGAGCGCGGGUGGCCUGAGCACCGCGUGUCCCGUGGUACGGGGAUCUCAAUGGGUGGGCAGUCGGCAUCCGUGGCGCCGCCGAGGCUUCCGACCCCACGGGCCGGGGGAUCCGGCCGGGGACGGAGCAACCGGGCCCCGCAGACCCCGGGGCCGGGGCCGGGGGGCAGAGGAAGGGCAGAGAGGGGUGUCAUGGGCGACGCCUUGAGGGACCCUGGUGUGAGCGACCCCGACACCCCUACCCACCCCAUCCCGCCCUACCGCCGCUCGAGGGCUUCGGAAGAUGGGAUGGACUUCCCAGCCCCAGACCCGCCAACUCCCAGGAGGUCGCCCGGGCCCCGGCCGCCGACGAACUCUCCUGCAACCCAGGAAAGGGAUUCACCAAGCCCUCCCCGGGGGCCUAGCGUUUGACAUUACCGUGCCUCCUGGAAGGUAGGGGGCCCGGGCGCCGCCCAACACGGGACGAUGGACAUCCCGUUCUCCCUGCUUCGGGGCCUCCCGCACAAUGGGGAUGCCCGAGGGAGCCGGACGGGGGGGAGGCGAGGAGCAGGGUGCCUCCCUCCCCUGCAGGUUUUUGAAUCUCUGCCGUUUGUAACGUCCUUGGCACAAUAAAACCAAAUGUCAGUUU